This is a messenger RNA of Fundulus heteroclitus (mummichog), 1388 nucleotides long. RefSeq names its product RAB32a, member RAS oncogene family (gene rab32a). Gene Ontology annotation, molecular function: GTPase activity; GTP binding. Bases 237 to 878 code for a protein of 213 amino acids. The record is from RefSeq and is a predicted model, not a curated record. Gene Ontology annotation, cellular component: Golgi apparatus; trans-Golgi network; vesicle. Gene Ontology annotation, biological process: vesicle-mediated transport. The transcript has 3 exons. NCBI's taxonomy places the organism in Eukaryota, Metazoa, Chordata, Actinopteri, Cyprinodontiformes, Fundulidae.
AGUUACCCAACGCUUCCGGGUCCUGUGACUUAUCCGGUGGUUGCAGUGUGGCAGUGGGAAGAGGAGGAGGGACGGAGUGGGGGGGCUCUCCUACCGAGUCACAGAUCUCUCUGACCUGCCCACCCAGUCCUCCUCCUCCUUCUCCUCCUCCUCCUCGGCUCCUGUCAGCGCCGCUUUGGGACCCAGAAAGCAGAAGUUGCCGAAAGUUUCGCGAUCAGGCUUCAGAAAGUGUCAGCAUGGCCGGAGGCUCGGUGUCAGAGUGUAAGGAGUAUCUGUUCAAAGUGCUGGUCAUCGGGGAAUUAGGAGUGGGCAAAACCAGCAUCAUCAAACGCUACGUCCACCAGCUCUUCUCCCAGCACUACAGGGCGACGAUCGGAGUCGACUUUGCUCUGAAAGUCAUCAACUGGGACAGCAAAACGCUGGUGCGUCUGCAGCUGUGGGACAUCGCAGGGCAGGAGCGAUUCGGGAACAUGACGCGGGUGUACUACAAAGAAGCCGUGGGGGCAUUUGUUGUGUUCGACGUGACGAGGGGCGCCACGUUUGAAGCCGUGUCUAAAUGGAAGCAUGACCUGGACAGCAAGGUGAAGCUGGCCAAUGGCAACCCCAUCCCCGCUGUACUCCUCGCCAACAAAUGUGACCAGAAGAAAGACAGCAUCAACAAUUCAACACUAAUGGACAAUUUUUGCAAAGAGACGGGCUUCCUGGGCUGGUUCGAGACGUCCGCUAAGGACAACAUCAACGUGGACGAGGCAGCUCGUUUCCUGGUAGAGAACAUCCUGGCGAACGACAAAGGCUUGCCGUACGAGGAGAGCAACGGAGAGCGGAUCAAACUGGACCAGGAGACUGUAGCUGCUGAGAGCAAGUCAGGCUGCUGCUAACAUUCAAUCCACUCACAUUAGCCAUCCGCCUCCCUUUGGUCGGGUCCAGUGAGUUCACCCAGCCUGUGGCUCCAGCCCCCUGAUGCAACAUCAGAGACGAAUAUGAUUUUUAUUUAAUUUUUUUUCUCCUUUUGUCUCUUCAAAGCUUCAGGAACUUCUCCCUGCAUUGAUGCCCGUUUGACCUGUGCAUCCAAAAAAAAAAAGUCUCAUUACUCAGUUUUAUUUUUUGUCUUGCCUCAAAGGUUUUUCAGUGCAUCCACUCUGCAUGUUGGGGGAUUUUCCCUUGGUCCUCUAAAAUCGCUUACAAUAUGCACAGCGGAUUUCACGACUGUUGCCCUGACAACCUCUUCAGUCUUGGACCUCUGUCAAAUAAGAAACGAGGCAGGGGCCGUGUUGCGUUCGCUGCAGAAAAUUGACAGGUGCAAAGUUGAAAACAAUUUUUUGACUUUGUGAUUGUCACUUUAGUGUAUUCCUAAUCAGUAACAUUCCGUGUAUGUUUUAUUUUGUGAG